GGGCGGCAGGCGGCGGGCAGCGUCUCCGCCGGCAUCUGCGCGGCCGCCUCUGCCCGGAGCCGGGGGACUGAGCGCCGGACCCUCCGCCUUUGGCGCACGGACGCGCGGCUCCCGCUUUGUGUUCUGUGCCGGUUCGGCGAGGCUUCCCGGCAGCUGCAGCCACAGCGCCCCGGCGGCCUCGCAGGCCCGCGGCUGGUGGUGCCGGAGCCGCUCGGUCCGCGCGGUUGAGCCCCGCGUGCCCCGCUGCUCGCUGGGCUGCUCCGAGCCGCGGUGCUCCGGGGCUCCAAACUCAGGCUGGCGGGGCAAGUGUCUUCAUGAACCCAGAGGAUGUCCGGGAAGCACUACAAGGGUCCUGAAGUCAGUUGUUGCAUCAAAUACUUCAUUUUUGGCUUCAAUGUCAUAUUUUGGUUUUUGGGAAUAACAUUUCUUGGCAUUGGACUGUGGGCGUGGAAUGAAAAAGGCGUCCUCUCCAACAUCUCGUCCAUCACUGACCUCGGUGGCUUUGACCCAGUCUGGCUUUUCCUCGUGGUAGGAGGAGUGAUGUUCAUUCUGGGGUUUGCUGGGUGCAUCGGAGCGCUUCGGGAGAACACCUUCCUUCUCAAGUUUUUUUCUGUGUUCCUGGGGAUCAUUUUCUUCCUGGAGCUCACUGCUGGGGUGUUGGCAUUCGUUUUCAAAGACUGGAUCAAAGACCAGCUGUAUUUCUUUAUUAACAACAAUAUCAGAGCCUACAGGGAUGACAUCGAUCUGCAGAACCUCAUAGACUUUACCCAGGAAUACUGGCAGUGCUGUGGGGCUUUUGGAGCUGAUGAUUGGAACCUAAAUAUUUACUUCAAUUGCACAGAUUCCAACGCAAGCCGAGAGCGGUGCGGUGUGCCAUUUUCCUGCUGCACUAAAGACCCCGCGGAAGAUGUCAUCAACACUCAAUGUGGCUAUGAUGCCAGGCAAAAACCAGAAGUGGACCAACAGAUUGUAAUCUACACAAAAGGCUGUGUGCCCCAGUUUGAGAAGUGGCUGCAAGAUAAUUUAACCAUCGUCGCUGGUAUUUUCAUAGGCAUUGCAUUGCUACAGAUUUUUGGGAUCUGCCUGGCACAGAAUUUGGUGAGUGACAUCGAAGCUGUCAGGGCUAGCUGGUAGAACCCUGCGAACACUGCUGCAAGACACUGGACUGACCCCCUCUCUAACUGACUCUCCAUGUGCUGGCCGGUGGCGGGCUGCGGAGACCCCCCGGUCACAGGCCUGCAGUCCCACCUUACGGAGCUGCCAAGAACUUACUUUCUGUGUGAGUAAAAGUGGGACGUGCUGCUCACUGAUGGAACUCUUAGAAAGAAAACCAAGACAGUGUGAACAUCACCAAGUCUGCACUGUGAAGCUCUACUGUAGCCAUGAAGUGAUGGCCAGAUGGAAACUACCAGAAAGGGAA
Molecule: messenger RNA, 1420 nt
Organism: Acomys russatus (golden spiny mouse)
Lineage: Eukaryota; Metazoa; Chordata; Mammalia; Rodentia; Muridae
Gene: Tspan5
Product: tetraspanin 5
Exons: 8
Coding region: 328-1134 (268 amino acids)
Biological process (GO): protein localization to plasma membrane; protein maturation; regulation of vascular endothelial growth factor signaling pathway
Cellular component (GO): membrane
Source: RefSeq, a predicted model, not a curated record